Messenger RNA from Entrophospora candida, 279 nucleotides. Lineage: Eukaryota; Fungi; Glomeromycota; Glomeromycetes; Entrophosporales; Entrophosporaceae. The record is from the annotation of a GenBank genome assembly.
AUGGAAGAUGAAUCUUUGUUCGAUUAUUGUGAAUGGGAUUUUGAUAAUUCUGAUGAAUUUCCAAUAGAUUUGGAAGAUAUCGAGAGUUGGAACAUGACAGCCCGUUAUACCAAUGCCUCUGAAUCUUCUCAUGCAAGAGCAAAUCGUUAUGGAAAAAACCUGUCUUUAAAUGCUGCCAUUUUGCACAACAAUAAAAAGACGAGAGCCGAUAGAAUUGAUUUUAAAGAAAAAGAACUCGAAAUAAAACAAAAAGAAUUAGAAUUGGAUGUAAAAGACUAG